UUUUAUUCUCUCAAAAGACGAACGUAAAACUUUCCUAAUUUCACGUAAUAUAAAUAUGGAUUUAGUUAAGAAAAAUUGUUCAUAGAGGUACAGUGAAUAAACAAAUUUCGAUUGACUGUAGUUUUUUUUAUUUUUUUUUAUUUAUUCGCCUCAACAGUUCCACACUUACAUUGUUAUACUCAAAAUUGAUGUCAACAUAAGAGUCCAAACUUUUGAUCACUUUUCUGACUGAACUAUUGGGAUCAUAUUUUUAGUUUGUGAUCAUCCCAAUUUUUUGAGCAUCAAGAAUUCAAAUCUGUCGAGAAAAAAAAAUCUGUCUAACUGAGGAAGCACCUUUUAGGAUCUGUCAAAAAUAUCGUCUGAUCUAACGUUUGAACAUAUCUAGGUUACACCCUCGAACUUUAAAGAUAGCAUCUUAGCCCGGUGACUAGAUCAAAAGUAAUUCGGAUGAUCCGUUUUUUUUAUUUUUCGCACUAAAAGUUUGUCUCAAUAUUUAAUUUUGAAAUUUCUAUCUUUUUUUUUGAUUGGGGUAUAAAGAAAAAGUACGAAGAUUAAAUUAAGGAAUCUUUCAAAACACUUGUUUUCAUCUAAAAAAAAAAAAAUCGCGAAAAGUUCGAAAUUUUUGAGCAUCCCUGUUUGUAAAAUAUAAAUAGUAUUUAAAAAUAUUAAAUCAACACUACAAUGUAUGAAAAUAUAAUAUUAUUGCAAUACAAUUUUAUUAUAAUGUUUACAGUGAAAUGUUACAAAAAUCCCAUUUCCAAAAUCUAGAUUCCCUCGCAAAAUUCUGGGACCAAAUAAACUAUUAAUCUGUAUAUUAAUAGAUUUAUAUUCUCAUUAUAUGUCAAAAUCUUAUGAAUAACAUUCAUAAAUCCAUGCCUGGAACACUAGAGCACAAGUUUGUCAUAAUUGUGUCACAAUAAAAUAACAAUUUCUCCAUCAAACCUUUUAUUGUCAUUGUUUUAUCACGAGACCUCUAAAAAACGUUUUUACUCCCAAAUUGAUAAAGCAUCAUCUUUUCCUAUUGUUAGAACUAACCUAACUAAACCAGAAUAAAAAAAUCCCCACUAAAGGGGAAAAAAAUGCGAUUAAGUUUGUUUUUCCCUUUUUUUUUCUUUCUAAACAUAACCACCAUUUCGUUAUUACAAAAUAGUAUUCGUAAAGUUAUUUUUUUUCUUGUAUUUUAUUGUAUCUUUCCGCGUCAUUUAAAUUUGUUUUGGCGGAAACGGUCUGGGGAACAAUAACCCUUAAAUCCCUCACCUCCAUCAUAGAGAAGAGAAAGUAGACGGAAUAUUUUUUUUUGGUGUUUUUAUUAUUUUUUCCCUAUACCUUCAUUUGAUAUGCAAGCUGUUUGUUGUGUCUAGUUCUUCUCUUACAACGACGUUCGGUUAUUAGUUCCGCAGACAUUGUCCGUCGGACUGUACGGUCUAUCUCCCGUGUUACCGCACUUUAAAAAGCAGUGACAGUUUUUUUUGUUCCUUCGGAAAAAAAUGUUUUUAUUCAAAUUUUUAUCGGAAAAACUGUGUGUUUUAAUUGAAUAAAAAAAAUCCCUGCAAGUUCGUUUGGUUUUGGUUAAGUCAAUGGAGCAUAUGUUUUACAAGCUUUGAUUUUUAAAAUUUUGAGAAAUGAUGACUGCAAACACAACAUUCCGUGACUUAAAACAAGAAUUAAAAAUGACGCAAAUGGCGAAUAAUUACAUUGAUAACUUGUCCUUAAGAUCAUGGAUAUUCAUGCACAAGUCUGCGAUGCAGCAUCAUUCUCGUGAGGCUCACCGCGGUGACAUCAAACCCUACCAGUGCCAGCAGUGUCUCAAAUCUUUCUCCUCCAAUCACCAGCUGUUACAGCAUAUCCGAAUUCACACAGGAGAAAAACCCUACAAGUGUUCCUACUGCGACAGGCGCUUCAAGCAACUGUCACAUGUGCAACAACAUACCAGACUCCACACGGGAGAGCGACCUUAUAAAUGCCACCUUCCUGAGUGCAACAGGGCCUUCAUACAGUUAUCAAAUCUACAGCAACACCUUCGGAACCAUGAGAGCCAAGUGGAACGGGCCAAGAACAGGCCGUACGUCUGCAACACGUGCGGCAAGUGCUUCGCCACCGACAGUAGUCUACGGACGCAUGGCUCUAAAGUAAUGAGCUGUAGCCAAAAUAACCAGCACGUGGCCCUAAUCUCAAACCCAUUCGCUCAAGUGUGUCCUAUGUGCCAUAAGAGCUUCGUCAAUUCAGACCUAUUGAUGGAACACAUGCAGAUUAUGCACAAGAGCGGCAACAACCUAGGAAUGUCCACCACCAGUAAAAGAAGAACCAGCAGCCACCAGUGUCCGCUGUGCGGUAAAACGUAUGUGAACGAAGGAUCUUUGAGGAAGCAUAUUGCAUCCCACCAGGAUCCGGCCGCUACCAUGGCAGCAGGCUUGCAAGGCCCUCCCCUCAGAAUGUGGCCUUGCACCGUCUGCAACACCGUCUUCACACAAGAGGCUGGACUCCUGCACCAUAUGGAAGCCAUGCGCACCGACCCAAGACAUCAGUUCGCUGCUCAGUAUCUUCUGAGCCGUGCUGCUGCCGAACGGAGAAUGAAGGAUCCAAGUGACCCAUCUGGUUCUGGUAUGCCACCCUCCUCCUCUGCUGAGCAACAGCACCAUGCCCACUUGCAACAGCAGUGCUCCAAUAUGAUGGGAGGCAUGCCACCACCUCAACAGCAGCCACAACAACAACAGCAGCCACAGCCACAACAGCAGCAGCAACAACGUCUUGGUAGCAACAAUAGCAACAGCAGCAACUGUUGUAGCUCCGAUUCUGAAACGGAUCUCAACAAUAGCCCACCCACCGCCAAAUCAGACAACUCCUUACAACCGCAGCAGCAACAGCACUACACGAACAUGCUACAUUAACGAAAAUUGGACGUUUAAUCGCCAAGCAUGUAUAUAUAUAUACAUAUAUACUGUGCUGCCAUUUUAAAGUUAUAUAAAUCGGACACGAUAUAAAAGAAAGAAAAUUCCUGUACGAUAUUUGACAUAUAUUUGUAAUAUAUGUUAAAAACUUUAUGACAAUUAUUGGUAAAUUUAGCUCAUGACUUUUUCAGUUGUUCUGUACGACAUUAUUUACUAACAUCAGGCGAUAUGAAAGCCUUUUUAUUCUCAUAGACUGAUUUGUUUUUAUUUCCCUUUCAUUUUAGUUUGUUUAUCUUUGUUUGAUUCUAGUGACGAUAUCGAUGUAAAAUGAAGCAUACCUUAAAUUGUUUAUAUAAUGUAUAUGUAUAUCCUUUUAAGCAUGUAAAGAUUAUGAAUUUUUUUUUUACUCUUACUUAUAGAAAUGUGUUGCUGCAUUUGUAUAAUGUGGACAAUACCAAAUAUCUCAACGUAUUUCGAUGUUAUAAAGAUUCUUCAAAGAUAGUUUUAUAAUAAGUUAACAUUUGCAGCCCAUUAUAAAAAAAUAAUAUCCUUUCUAGGGGGAGUAAAAGUUUUAUUAAACAUGGUUAUGUUGAUACAAAAGAUUUUAAUGUCAUAUUAAGAAUUAUUGCUAUUUCAUUUGUAAAAGAAAUAGGUGAAGAGGGAAAUGAAACUUAUGUUGCUGAGAUAGUAUCUGUAAAAACAACAAUAAUUAUCUAUAAAAAGUUUAGAAUAUUACUCAUAACACCAUUUAUAAAUUUCCAUCGAAAACAGAAUAAAAUAUUUUUAAUUAUAAUCUAAACAUUGCUUGCAUUUAAUAGAAAUAUUACAUCGCCUAUUAUUACAAAAAUGCAAAACAUCAAUAUUGGUAUACAAAAAUUUGUUUUAUGAGAUUAUUUUGUUGUUGUUUUCUGUUAAAUUGAGCUAAAUGUUUAUGAUAAGUUUUAAAGAAAUAAUAAUAUCUAAGAAUCAGCUGACAAUAAAAUUAAACGUUCUAACUUCUAACGCAAAAAGAAGUAACAGAAUUGAUACGAAAUUAUUAGAUACGAAAUUAUAUUUGUGCAGUUAUUUUGUAACUUUAAAAUUUUUUCUAAUAUAUUUUUUUAAACAUAAAAGCAAUAAAAAUUUAGCUAGUAAAACAACGCUUAUGUCUAAGUUAAAUCUUCAAAAAGCUGCAUCUUCUAUCUCUGCAGAAUGACCAAAUAGAUAAGCAGCUAUUUCAGCAGAUAGAUAAGCAGCUAUUUGUUUUCUUAAAGUGAAUAAAUCUCUCAAAUAGAUGCUACUUCAGAUUAAGAGGACUGUUUAUAUCAUUGAGUAGAGAAAAAAUUAUAACUAUAUAAGACCUUAGGAGGACCAAUAUUUUUAUAUGGAAGUGAGUUUUUGGGAAUGAAUACGUCAGAAGUAGAUAGAGUUCUUAUAUUUGAACUAAAGUUUCUGAGAAGUAUUUUUGGUGCAGUAACGCUGAAUAAUAUGCGAGCAAUAAAGUACAACUUUGAGUUAUACAACAAAUUCAGAGAACCAAUUAUGGUGAAUUAUAUUAAAAUUCUAUUUGGUCGCAUCUAUAAAAAUGACCCAGUAAAACAAAAAAUUUCACAAGCAAGAAGGAAAAAGAGGUUGACCACACAGAAGAUGUUUAGAUAAUAUAGAAAAGUGUCUGAAGAGUGUGAGAUGGAGAGUAAUGGCGUCCGAUAGAUCGCGAUGGACAAAGCUGCUUAAGACAGCCAUGGCUGACAAUCGGCUGUAGUGCUGGUAGUGAAGGAGUUUAUUUUUGUCUUUAAAUUAUUUUUACAAAAGAAGUGUUUUUACAACAAUAUUAAGUUAUAUUAAUCGAAGUUAUUGCGCAUUUAAGAAAAAAAGCUUGGAGCAUCACAAACUGUUUCUCUUAGCUGUUUCGUAACAAGUUCACUGAAUAAAUAAAUAGCUAUAUCUCAAUGUUUGCAUCAAACAUUACCUUAUUUGGACAAUGUAAUGAUGACACACGUUUCAUCUAUGCUAUGUCUCAAAUGGUGCUAUAUCACGCAUCUCCGAUUUCAUAGCCGUCAUUUUUUUCUCUUUAUUUCCCACAUACAUGGCUACCAUAUAUCUCUAUAGUAAAAAGUUUUGUAGAAAAUAGUUCUCUGGUGAACCUUUUACAGUAUUAGUAUAGAUAUUUCACUCAUGAUGUAAAUAUUAUCAUAUAUUUGCUUCAUACUGUCAGAGAACUAAGUAUUGAAUCUUCGAAUAAAUAGCCUAAAUAAGAAUAUUCCGCCAAGAUAAGGUUAUUUUAAAAUAGUUGAAAUAUCCCUAAAUAUUAGUUAAUUAAAAUUCGAAUAUCUUAAAUAUUAAGGUUUUAA
Messenger RNA from Parasteatoda tepidariorum (common house spider), 5218 nucleotides. The record is from RefSeq and is a predicted model, not a curated record. Lineage: Eukaryota; Metazoa; Arthropoda; Arachnida; Araneae; Theridiidae.